AUGGCAGGCAAGGUCCAAGUCAACGGCACAACCUCCGGCUACAGCCCGGAUGUCCAGUCCCAAAUCACCACAGCGCUGUUGCAAAGCGGCGGCGUAAAGCGCAUACAAGAGACGCUCCAGCAACGCCUCGAUGAGGAUGGCUGGACACAGAACCUGCGCGAUUAUGUUGACAAGCUGUUCAGGAGCGGCGAGGCUACGACAUACGAUGAUGCUUAUACCAAAGUUAUGCAGCAUAUUGGGGGUUCUGCUGGCGAGCCAAAUCUGUCUGUGCCGAGGAGCGCCAAGGAGGGUGGUGCGGAGGUAUUGAGGAAGGAGUUGGAGAAGAUCAGACCAGGACUUGGUGCGAUUGAAGGAGGGCUUAUCACAGCAUUACUUUCCCGUCACGACUCAACCAGAAAUCAUGCAAGCACGACAGCCCGUCGCAAGGUCGACGGUGGUAGCAGUGUGGUACUGGUGCCUCAGCAUAUCAACCCGGUAGCGAAAGACUGUAUGACCAUUUUAGUCACGCAGACCUUCCGCAUGAGAACCGUUGGGGUGGCAGAUAUGGGAGCGUAUGCUCGAUCUGAGGCGCGAGGCUCCGCACGGGCAUCACUUGCGGGAGUUGCGUCAAGGCGGACUCUGUCAUAG
Molecule: messenger RNA, 627 nt
Organism: Recurvomyces mirabilis
Lineage: Eukaryota; Fungi; Ascomycota; Dothideomycetes; Mycosphaerellales; Teratosphaeriaceae
Exons: 3
Coding region: 1-627 (208 amino acids)
Biological process (GO): positive regulation of DNA-templated transcription; mRNA export from nucleus
Cellular component (GO): nuclear pore; SAGA complex
Molecular function (GO): transcription coactivator activity
Source: RefSeq, a predicted model, not a curated record